CAGUAGGUGGCGGUAAUGCACCAUAACGUUGGAUGCCAAUCACCGAUAAACGCCACCGAAGAAGAAGAGUUCCACGUGUGUGAGUGCUCAGCUGCCAUCAUGGCAGAUCUUCAGAUGAGGCUUCUUCGGCAGAAAAUCCAGAAAAGAAGCGUAAAGAACAAAGAGCGAAAGCUACUUCAGAAACGGAAACAGGAGGAAGAUAAUGACGACGCAAACGGACUUCCAGAGGAGUGUUGUGAUGAAAGGAGUCAGGUGGCCACAGCAAUAUCAAAGCCACAGAAUGCCGAACCCACGAAUAAGCAGCAAAAAGAGAAGAAUGGGCCGGCAGAGGUGGACACAGAACAUUUUGUCAAGAAGAAAAAUAAAAGAAAGCUCAACACCACUGAACAGCCAGGUGUGAAAAAAGCGAAGAAGGAGGAGGAGGAGGAUGUGACAGAGGAGGAUGCUGAUCAGACCACAGACAAACCCACACAGCCUCUUGAACAGGGAGAUGAGGGGGGGGAUGAUGAAGAGGGAAGUGAGGAUGGGGCAGAGAUGGGGGAAGGAGAGAAGUUUGAGGAUACUGAGGAGGAAGAUGAACCAAAGCUCCCAUCUGGCUUGACAGGUGCGUUUGAGGACACGUCGUUUGCCUCUCUAGCGCCUCUGGUGAGUGAGAACACUCUAAAGGGUGUGAAGGAGAUGGGCUUUGAGCACAUGACUGAGAUCCAACACAAAAGCAUACAGCCCCUAUUGGAGGGAAGAGAUAUCCUGGCUGCUGCUAAGACUGGCAGUGGUAAAACCCUGGCCUUCCUCAUCCCUUCCAUCGAGCUCAUCUACAAACUUAAGUUCAUGCCCAGAAAUGGUACAGGUGUGGUGAUCUUGUCCCCAACGCGCGAGUUGGCCAUGCAGACGUACGGCGUGAUGAAGGAGCUGAUGACCCACCACGUGCACACCUUCGGCCUGAUCAUGGGCGGCAGCAACCGCACGGCCGAGGCCCAGAGGCUGGCCAAUGGCGUCAACAUCCUGGUGGCCACGCCCGGCAGACUGCUUGACCACCUCCAGAAUACUGCUGGCUUCAUGUAUAAGAACCUCCAGUGUCUGAUUAUUGACGAAGCUGAUCGUAUCCUGGAGGUCGGCUUCGAGGAGGAGCUGAAGCAGAUCAUCAAACUCCUGCCAAAGCGGAGGCAGACAAUGCUGUUCUCGGCCACCCAGACCCGUAAGGUGGAGGACCUGGCCCGUAUCUCCCUGAAGAAGGAGCCCCUCUACGUGGGUGUGGACGACAACAAGGACAACGCAACCGUGGACGGCCUGGAGCAGGGCUAUGUGGUGUGUCCCUCAGAGAAGCGCUUCAUGCUGCUCUUCACCUUCCUGAAGAAGAACCGCAAGAAGAAGCUUAUGGUGUUCUUCUCAUCCUGCAUGUCGGUCAAGUUCCACUACGAGCUGCUCAACUACAUUGACCUGCCUGUCAUGGCCAUCCACGGGAAGCAAAAGCAGACCAAGCGUACCACCACCUUCUUCCAGUUCUGUAAUGCCGACUCAGGCAUCCUGCUGUGUACAGAUGUGGCGGCCAGAGGCCUGGACAUCCCUGAGGUGGACUGGAUUGUCCAAUAUGACCCCCCAGAUGACCCCAAGGAAUAUAUCCACAGGGUGGGCAGAACGGCUCGCGGGAUCAACGGCAUAGGCCAUGCCCUCCUAAUCCUCAGGCCAGAGGAGCUGGGCUUCCUGCGCUUCCUCAAACAAGCCAAGGUUCCUUUGAGUGAGUUUGAAUUCUCUUGGGCAAAGAUCUCUGAUAUCCAGGGUCAGCUGAAUAAGCUGAUUGAGAAGAACUACUACCUGCACAAGUCAGCCCAGGAGGCCUACAAGUCCUAUGUGCGGGCGUACGACUCUCAUUCCCUCAAAGCGAUCUACAGUGUCAACACGCUCAACCUCCCCAUGGUGGCACAGUCUUUCGGCUUUACUGUGCCUCCCUACGUCGACCUCAACGUUCACAGCAAAGGAGGACUGAAGAUGACGAAGAGGGGUGGAGGUGGCGGCUUUGGCUACCAGAAGGGCAAGCCCGCUCACAAAGCCAAAAUCUUCAAGCACGUCAACAAAGGCAAGGGGGACAAGAGGCAAUUCUCACGCUGACCUGCGGUCCUUGGGGGGCCACUACAAAAUGGCUUCCUGACCUGGACGCACUCCCCUCUCAAUCUCUAUCUUAUCUAGAGACCCUGUAAUGGGCGUCAUGUCUCGCUCCCUAUUUGUAUGUGUUAGAACAGUCUUGCUACCUGUCGGAGGCCCAAUUUCCGCUUCAAUGCCUCCACCUGUCUUUCUGGACAGGUAUUUUGUAUCUAGUGACAGGGCUCUCUGUGGGCUAAUAACUGUUGAGACAGCCCCUGCAGUCCUUUACUCACAGAAGAUGUGGAUUUUUACCAAUGACUGUCUUUGAUUUAAUUAUACAGAACUGUACAUUGCUAAAUGUAUUUCCAUGAUUGUCAUCCUACUUUACUGGCUAAUUAAAACGUUUAUAUACACCCACA
Molecule: messenger RNA, 2498 nt
Organism: Oncorhynchus nerka (sockeye salmon)
Lineage: Eukaryota; Metazoa; Chordata; Actinopteri; Salmoniformes; Salmonidae
Product: ATP-dependent RNA helicase DDX18-like
Exons: 14
Coding region: 16-2106 (696 amino acids)
Biological process (GO): maturation of LSU-rRNA from tricistronic rRNA transcript (SSU-rRNA, 5.8S rRNA, LSU-rRNA)
Cellular component (GO): nucleolus
Molecular function (GO): RNA helicase activity; nucleic acid binding; ATP binding
Source: RefSeq, a predicted model, not a curated record